This is a messenger RNA of Phoenix dactylifera (date palm), 2833 nucleotides long. The record is from RefSeq and is a predicted model, not a curated record. NCBI's taxonomy places the organism in Eukaryota, Viridiplantae, Streptophyta, Magnoliopsida, Arecales, Arecaceae.
GCUGGUUGUUCAUCGUGAUAAUUCAUUGUGAUCUUGAACAAUAUUUUUUUUUUGUAUUAAUAUUCAACUAAUCAUCUAGUUGUUAUACUAGGUGAGAAAGUUUGAUCGACUAACUGGAGUCAUGUUUCAUUGAUGAAAUCUAGAUGAGUGAUAUGUGAUCAAUAAUUGGCUUAACUGGGAUCAUGUAUGAGCAGUUUGUCUGCAUUUAUAAUUUGUGAAAGGUAACCUGGUCUAUUUUAUUUGUCACGACAACUAUUAAUAUCCCUUGAUGUGAGUUCAUUAAUUUAGAAUGCAUAGGAAUAAGUCUAUGUGCUAUGCGCUAGAAAUUUGAGGUAUAAUUGUCAAAAUCACCGUCAUCUAUUACAAGGUUCACUAUCUUGGUAUUGGAUCUCGUACUGAUACCAUUCUAUUACAAUAUUAUACGUAGUAUGGUACGAGACAACGAGAUGUACCGAUUUAGUACCGCUAUGGUUCAGUACAUCCGAUACAGUAUGGUACCGAUAUGUAUGGUAAAUUUUCAUCUAUUCAAUUAGCCCGUUAAUUUCCGCCUUACAAGAAUUAGAAAUAGCCCAUAAACCCUUGCACCAUGUACAUCAAGCCACGUAAUUCUUCAACUCAAGUUAAAAAGAUGGGAGAUGAGGAGUUCACGAAAGGCCGGUUCAGCCAUGCCCCGGUCCAUGAAAGACCCAUACCCGACCCGAUAAGAUGAUGGGCAUGUUGUUCUUUGGAUACAGAACCACUUCUAAAUCCCGUUGCCGACUCCAGAACAGACCAGACCAGAAAAUCCAACAAUUUGAUGGUCAGGAUCUUCUGAUCCACAUGUCCGACCAUCGAAACGAACUGUAUACAAACCAAAAGAAAUAAGAGGCCAAGUCCAAAUAGAUCAAUUAGCCUCUCUCCCUCUCUCUCUCUCUCUCUCUCUCCGUUCUCCCUCUUUUAUAGUUUCUCUUAUGUCGUCCCUCUCCGCUUCUCUCCGCCUCUUCUCCCCCAAACUCCCCCAAACCUUCCCCAAAUCCCCCUUCUUCCCUUCCAAACCAUUUCUCAUCUUCUCCUCCUCCAUCUCCUUCCAACGCCUCCCUAAAUCCCCUCUUUCCGAGCCCCUCAGAGCCCAGCAGCGAGAGGCCGAGGUCGACCUCUGCGUGCUCCCCCCCAGAUUGCAAGAGAUCAUCGUCCUCUUCCAGUCUGUCCCGGAACCCAAGGCCAAGUACCAACAGCUCCUCCACUACGGCGCCCAGCUCCCCCCUCUCGACCCCCGCUUCAAGACCGACGACCAGCGCGUCCGCGGCUGCGUCUCCCAGGUGUGGGUCCGCGCCUUCCGCGACGCCGACGACCCCGCCGCCGUCCGCUUCGAGGCCGACUCCGACUCCGCCCUCACCAAGGGGCUCGCCGCGCUCCUUGUCUUCGGCCUCUCCGGCUCCCUCGCCCCCGUCAUCGCCUCGGUCCCGCCCGGCUUCGUUCACCUGCUCGGCCUCCAGCAGAGCCUUACGCCCUCCAGGAAUAACGGGUUCCUGAACAUGCUCAAGCUCAUGCAGCAGAAGGCCCUCCAGCUCUAUUCCCAGGUCGGUAAUUCGGAAAUUAACGGGGUUUCAGAAUCCAAGGGAGGGAAUUCGGGUGCCAAAGGUGGAAUCUUGGAGGAUAAAAUUUCGAUCUUUAGAGAGGUUUUGAGUGCCAACAGGAGCGGCGAUUCGCUACCCUAUGGGCAUUUGAAGGUUGAUGGACACGGUAUGGAUAGCGCCGAUGUGGUGCAGAAAAGUUCUGGUGGUGGGAUUGGUGGGAGAAGGGAGAGGAUUAGGCAGGGAUUGGAGAGGGAGCUAUCUCCGGUGGAAUUGGAGGUGGAGGAUAUAUCAUAUCAACAUGCGGGCCAUGCUGGGGUUAGGGGGAAUAGUGAUGGAGAAACCCAUUUCAAUGUGAGGGUGGUAUCCAAAGAGUUUGAAGGGAAGAGUUUGGUGAAGAGGCACAGGCUUGUUUAUGACCUGUUGCAAGAGGAGUUGCAGACUGGAUUGCACGCCCUCUCCAUAGUUGCAAAGACUCCAUCCGAAGCCCAAUCCAGUUAGAUAUGCACUGAAUGGAACCAGGUUUUGUUACUUUGUUUUUUCAAUCCCCUCUCUUAAAUUAAUCAAACAUGAGCUUUACAAAGCAUAGAGACAUGCUGCAUCGUUUGUAUGCGUAGAUUUUCUUGUAAUCUACCUGAUUAUAAAACCAAUAAUCUUGCUGAUUAUAGAACCAAUGUUGGAAAAAAUUGAAUAUUUUGCGAGUUUAAAGUCUAGCUGUCUUAAUUUUUUCUCAAAAGAAUUUGUUUUCAAACUUGGUGAUUAGGUUUAUACCAUUAACUUCUAUUCAAACAUAUUAGUUAAGAAUAAAAGAUUGUACACUCAAUAUAGAAAACAGAUUAAAAGUUGGCUUCUUGGUUCAUCUGUUCUUUUGGUGUUAGUGUGGUGAAGAUAUAAAAAAGGAACUUAGAGAAUAAUUGCAAUAAGGGUUGUUGAUAGUUGUAAUGCUUAUUUCUGAUACUGACAUAUUCCACAGCUAUGAGUACUAUUGAACUCUAGAAUUUUUAUGGCUGGAUUGUUUAUAUGCUUUUUUGAGGAAAAUCAUUUAUAAACCAACUCAUGCUGGUGCCUUUGUUCUUAAGCUGAAGAGAAUGAAAGGAUUUCAUGGGAUUCUAGAUCCUCCGUUGUUAGCGUAGUAUUCCUGAUCAUCUUGGUAUGGAGGUCAAGGAAUUUCAACCACAAUUUUUAUCAUUUUCUCCUGUAACAUCAAAUUGCCUUGGACUCCAUACAUUAGAAUCAUGUGGAUCAGCUUUAAAGCAAUUUUACCAGUAUUCUUGUGUGCA